AAAUCCAACAGUUUUACUGAGUACAACAAACCGAACACAAUGGGUCAAGUGCUUAGGAUUCUUAGCUGUCUUCAAAUUUUGCUGCUGCUUUUACGCACUGAUGAGGCGAAUGCAAAGGGAAUAUGCCUUUAUUUCAGUGAGAAAACAGCUACUUGGUUUGGUGCCCUGGCCAUCUGCAAAAAGCUGCACAUGUGUUUGGCCAAUCUGGACACCGAAGUUACCCUGAUCCAAAUGAAUACUAAAAUGGACAACGAAGAGCACGAGUACUGGUUUGGACUGAAUGCACAUGAAAAGCCCAACUUCAGAUACGUGUCAAACAACAAGUCCAUUGAGUACUCCCCACUCAACUCCAAGCUCGUGAACAAUGAAGGAUGCGCCUAUGUUAAACACCAGCAAGACUUUUUCAAAUUCGAGUCCGCAAGCUGUCACGAGCACAAAAGAUUCAUCUGCAGUAAAACCGACGAAUGCGAUGGGGUUAGCAUGAAACAUGGAGAUUCAAAAUGUGUUAUAACCGAAGAGCAACAAGAAAUUGUGGCCUACUAACCUAUAGUUUACUGCAGGCAAAUAAAUAAACUGUUUUGACAGGCUUCACCAUAAUUUA
Molecule: messenger RNA, 601 nt
Organism: Drosophila yakuba
Lineage: Eukaryota; Metazoa; Arthropoda; Insecta; Diptera; Drosophilidae
Exons: 2
Coding region: 40-543 (167 amino acids)
Source: RefSeq, a predicted model, not a curated record